AUGCUAGCAGAUUUGGUGAAAGAAAAGAUUAGGAACCAGGAUGACGCCCUUCGUUGUCUAGGCGGGUUAUUUCGGGUCGUUCUUCAAAUGCCGUCGUUCCAUUCAGACGUCAAAGUCGGCCGUUUUCUCUUACAUUCCUGCAUCUGCAUCCAUCUUUUUGAGGAGAAAGCAAAGUUCGACUUUCUUGUGUUUGCUGCCCAAAAGCUUGCUGCAUUGGUCAGAGGAGAAAUUGUCGAGGAAAGUCCGGAUAAUCCGAUGUUCCAAGAGGUGGCCACUCCUGGUCAUUUGGUGCUUAUGCUUAUUAAAAGUUCCGGAUUUGUGAUAUUAGCUGAACGCUUGAAUUAUCUUCGAUUCAUCAGUCACUUCAGGGGUAUCCAUCGAGGCGCAUUUUACACCCAUAUGCGCUCGACCGAAGUACGAAAGCUGCGGCUCGAAGCCUGGGGAUUCAUUUGUCCUGUCCAUACGCCUGACGGCACUCCGUGCGGACUGCUGAAUCAUUUGGCCUCUUCCUGUUGUGUCACAUAUUCUGAAUCGACGAAGGCGGUGUUGGAAGUGAUGCCGCUUUGUGGUGCCAUUUCUUGCAGCAUGGCCACCGUUGCUAAUGCUUUUAGCGGAAGGGAUUCUUAUCACGUGAUCGUUGAUGGCCACGUAGCCGGCGUGAUCGAUUAUGUCGGCGCCAGAAAGCUCGAAUCAUUAUUGCGGGCAGAUAAGUUGAAGUUGCACAGUGGAGUGCGAAAAUUUGUCGAACUGGCGUUCAUCGAACGGACUGCAUACAAAGGCUUCUAUCCAGCUUUCUACGUGUUCACCGAUGCAGGCCGUAUGAUGAGGCCGGUGCGCAACCUUUGCUUUGACUCUCCUAACAACGUCGAAUAUAUCGGCACGCUGGAACAGGCCUUUAUGAAUAUCUGCAUUUAUCCGUCAGAAAUAGAACCUGAAACUACUCAUCAGGAAAUUUCGCCGAGUUCCAUGCUCAGUUAUGUCGCCAAUCUCAUUCCUUAUCCGGACCACAACCAGAGUCCACGCAACGUUUAUCAGUGUCAGAUGAGCAAACAGACCGUCGGUGUCCCCGUUCAUACUAUUCGUUCCCGAACCGAUGGCAAAUUGUACAUGUUGCAAGCACCCCAGAUGCCGCUGGUCAAGCCGUCGGCUUAUGAUCGGUACAAUAUCAACGAAUAUCCCCUUGGAACGAAUGCUAUUGUCGCUGUCAUCUCUUAUACGGGAUAUGACAUGGAAGAUGCUAUGAUUAUCAAUAAAGCAUCGUUCGAAAGAGGCUUUGCUCACGCGUGCAUCUAUAAGACAGAAAGGAUCCAGCUCAAUUCUGGUAACAGCGGUUUUGGAAAAGAAAAAAAUUUCAUAUUUCACCGUGAUCCUUCUAUGCCAGAACUGUCAAAUUUUUUGGAUUGUGAUGGUUUGCCUUACAUAGGACGUCUCUGCAUUGAAAAGGAACCCUUUUACUGCGUUUUGGAUUUGAACAGUGGGAUGUACAACGUGAAGAACUAUACGGGAAAUGAAGAGAUGUUCGUCGACUGC
This is a messenger RNA of Soboliphyme baturini, 1530 nucleotides long. The record is from the annotation of a GenBank genome assembly. Lineage: Eukaryota; Metazoa; Nematoda; Enoplea; Dioctophymatida; Soboliphymatidae.